This is a messenger RNA of Lobosporangium transversale, 433 nucleotides long. RefSeq lists its product as hypothetical. The record is from RefSeq and is a predicted model, not a curated record. The transcript has a single exon. Lineage: Eukaryota; Fungi; Mortierellomycota; Mortierellomycetes; Mortierellales; Mortierellaceae. The coding region runs from base 160 to 369 and encodes 69 amino acids.
UAAUAAUAAUAAUAAUAUAAUAGUAAUAUAAUGUGUAAUAUUAUAAUAUGUACAUUAUAAUAUGUAACUACAACAACAAUACCUUGCAACAACAACAAUAUUAAUAAUAAAAAAAAAACCCAGAUACCCAAGGUCCCCAGGGUGCUCAAGAUACUCAAGAUGCUCAAGGCGCCAAGGUACCCAAGACACCCUAGACACAAGAUACCCAAGGCGUCCAGAAGGCCCUAUAUACCCAUGGUACCCAAUAUACCCGCCCAAAACACCCAAAGUACCCAGGACACAAGGCACUCAAGGCACCAAAGAUACCCCAAGGCAUCCAAGACACUUAGGACCUUGAGACACUUGAUACACCAGAGAUACUCAAAAUAGCCAACAUUAAUCCUCAAGACUGUAGUUCCUAAAAAAUAAAUAAAAUAAAAAUCCUUUGAAGAAG